UAAAAUCCUUUAUAAAUAGCAAUACAUCAAGAUUCAUCUUUCUGACCAGUUCCUUAUUCAAGAUAUGGCCUUCCAAUUCAAGAACCAAAACCCUAAACAAACUCACCACAAUAUGUCAUCUAUAUACUCUAGCCCAUUCAACCAAAUGGAAAACCCUGCCUUAUUAUCAUUACUCCAACGUAGUACCACAAAUCAUCAUCAUCAUCAGAAUCAUCACAAUUAUAGUAGUAAAAAUAAUACAGAAACCAAGAAAAGUAGAAAAUCCUCAAGUAGUGGUGGUGGCAUUCUUCGCAUGUUUAAACUUCUUCCCAUGUUAACAACUGGUUGCAAAAUGGUAGCCUUAUUAGGUCGUCCAAGAAAGCCAAUGUUAACUGAUAAAGCAACCACAGGUACUUUAUUUGGUUACAAAAAAGGCAGAGUUAGUCUAGCUAUUCAAGAAGAUCCACACCGUCUUCCCAUUUUCGUGAUCGAGUUACCAAUGCUCACCGGAGUUUUUCACAAAGAAAUGGGAUCAGAUAUAGUAAGAUUGGCACUUGAGAGUGAAACAAAGACACCUAAGAAGAAAGUGUUGGAGGAGUUUGUUUGGGCUGUUUAUUGUAAUGGUAGGAAAUUUGGGUAUUCUAUAAGGAGGAAAAAUAUGACUGAUGAUGAAGUUCAUGUGAUGCAAUUAUUGAGAGGAGUUUCAAUGGGUGCAGGCGUUCUUCCUUGUCCACCUGAUCAAAAAGAGAGUGCUGCUGAUGGAGAAAUGACUUAUAUGAGAGUAAGAUUUGAUAGGGUUGUUGGAUCAAAAGAUUCAGAAGCUUUUUACAUGAUAAAUCCUGAUGGUGCAUCUGGUCAAGAAUUGAGUAUUUUCUUUGUUAGAGUUCAUUGAAAAUUUAAAGAAUAUUUUGUAUGAUAUAUCACCAAGGAGUUAGUGUAAUGGGAUAGUUCGGAUUCCUUCGUUAGGUCUCGAAUUUGAGCUCUGAUAAUGAAAAACAUAACUUCUUAAUAGGAAACACUUUAAGUUCCUUUAUGAGGAUUCUAAACGUAAAUGCAAAUUAGUCGAGUUAGUGGUUCGUACAAUAUAACCCUUGAAGGUUUAGGUAAUUAAGAGGGAAAGUCAAAUUCCUUUUCCCUCUAUUUUGUUUCUAGAGUUACUAGAAUAUCUAGAACACAAGGUGAUAUAAAUUGGUUUGACUUGUAUUUGCUUCGAAAAGAGAGGGAAAAAAUACUUUAUCUAGAAUGCUACUUCAGUUAAAUUUUUUUAUA
Molecule: messenger RNA, 1248 nt
Organism: Nicotiana tabacum (common tobacco)
Lineage: Eukaryota; Viridiplantae; Streptophyta; Magnoliopsida; Solanales; Solanaceae
Product: protein MIZU-KUSSEI 1-like
Biological process (GO): hydrotropism
Source: RefSeq, a predicted model, not a curated record